CGGCACUGUGUUCCAAUGGGAGCAUUUGUUACCAAAUUCGUCGAGGUCUGGCUCUCUGCUCUCCAUCAUUGCAGUUCUUCUUCUAGAUCUGACUGCGGUCUGUGAGUCCCCUGGUCCCUUGUCUUUCUCGCGUGUUGUUCUCGGUUCGUGAACAGCCUUUUUCUGCCCAGGUCUGCUCUACGGAAAGCAUUUUCCGUGUUUUGAAAUGUGUACGGUCUUGAUCAUCCAACAGUCCUUAUCUGCGAAUGGACAGAGUGGAUAACUGACUUGGUUGAGUUAUGAUCUCAGGGUCAGCUUCUGCUCCACGUCAGCUUCUCUGUCCAAAUCGCCACCCAUUCUAUGCUCCAAGUGCUUUCUCACUUUCGGCGAGGGACAUGUGCUUCCGCGCCAGAGGUGUGGUUUCCUGAUCGGGUGAUCCUGUGCACGCGCCUUUGGCCCCGAAACUCUACCCGCCCGGGAUGACCUCAGCCCGAUUUCUGACACGCUCUCGUGUAUAUUUGAGGCACAACUGAACUGUACACUGCAUAUCCAGGGUUCGCUUGCCACCCAAAACAUUUCCGAGCACUAGCUCGUUAUCGCAACACGAGUCAGUUCGUCUGCACAGCUCUGACGGUCCCGCAUUCCUUAGCGAUUCCUUAUUCUCAUUUGCGAAGAGCCGCCCGUCCCUGCUCCGCAAAUAUAAAAAAGACGCACAUUUGUUGGUUGAGCAACUCAUCCCACUCACCAACUGCGUCCGCUAUCUACUCCAGCUCCUCCAACCCAGUCCACAAUAACCCACGCGAUGCCCCAAUUUCUCCUCCACCACUCGCUCGCAUUCAACCCGCAGAGCACCCACCGAUACCAAGUUGAACCAGCGUUGCUAUGGGACUUGCGCUUCCCUGCCGAUUAUGCACGCCUCGCAUCUAUGCGUGACCGUCGAGUACCUUCCUCCGUAGCAGUUCAAUAUGCAACGUCUCCUCCCGUGCCAAUUUUCCGCAUUACCUGCGGUAUAUUCCCAUACCGCGAGUGGACGAUCGAAGUCCGUAAUUCGCGCGGUGUCACCGUUGGCGAUGUCUUGAACGCGCUUUACCGCGAAUUGCGCCACCGCGUCUCGAACACGGAAUGGACCGCUGCACCGAGAACUCACCAAGCACGUGUUGCGGAGACGUUCUACACCCGCUGCCGAAGAUCCGCUGAUCCGCGAUACGAGCAACGUGCAGGUGUAAGGCGGAUUGACUGGCUGCUCAAGAGCACAGUCUUCGUCGGGUUGACACCCUCUGUCGAACGCGCAUAUACUUGGACCCUCACAACGAAGCGUGCUGACAAGUAAACGCGGACGCACGUUGACGAGCUAUACCACCCCACCUCACUAUUCUCUCCCACUUUGGUACCGGCCUGCCGAUUCCGAAGUCCUCUUCUGUCUCUGCCUUUCUGUCAUUCAUUUUUAUUCUCUUCUGCAUUGCAUCUGUUUAUUCCCAUUAUUAUGGCCACGAACCAUGAUGAACGCACGCAUUUCACAUAUGAUUAUCCCUAGCAUUUGUAUAUUUUCCUCGCAUCGCAUUUGUGUAUUUGUACUGCACUUCCUGUCUACCCUGACUGCUAAUUCCUAAUCUUUUCCUUCUCGAUAUCGAUUCGGCUCCAUAGCCUGUGGCUUUAAUUAGCCUUUCUCUAGUUUCAUCGCUCGUUUUCACUUCUGUUCACCUUGCUGUUUCAGCCUACAGUGCUGCACUGGUCAUUACGUUCUUGUCUGCUCUGC
Fomitiporia mediterranea MF3/22 is the source of this 1735-nucleotide messenger RNA. RefSeq lists its product as uncharacterized. The transcript has a single exon. The record is from RefSeq and is a predicted model, not a curated record. Lineage: Eukaryota; Fungi; Basidiomycota; Agaricomycetes; Hymenochaetales; Hymenochaetaceae. The coding region runs from base 782 to 1309 and encodes 175 amino acids.